AUGGCCUCGCUCGCGGCCAACAAGCUCAAGGCGCGCUUGGCAGCCAAGCGACACAAGGCUGGCGCCGAUGAACCUGCCGAGCCCAUUGCUCAAGCUUCAUCGGCUGAAGCCUCGACUCCUGUCAUUCAGAUUCAUCGUGGGAAGCUCGGGCUUGGGGCCCAAGCGGAACCGGCUCCUUCCCAAGCCACCAAGGCCGUCGCCAAGGGUCUGCACCGCGCCAAGCGCCGACAGCGCCGUGACGAAGCCGAGGAGGAGGAAGAUGAUGUGACGCAGACGACCAUCGAUGAGGAGUCCAAGCUGGCGACCGUGACCAAAGCUCAGCCCAAGUUGGAUGUGGUUGAUCAACUGCGUGAACAACAAGCCGAGAAAACCGCAAAACGUCGCAAGAAACGACAGGCUCGCAACAACAAGGAGGCCGAGACGACGUCCACCCCCGCCCCCGCCGGCCCAAACCCAUUCAGUGACCCUACCUUCGAUGCAGAUGCAGAACAGGAUGCCUUUGCUACCAACUGGCAGUCGGACUGGCGCGAUGAAGCCAUGCAGGAGACAGCCGACGCACCUGCCCAGCCCAGCCCCACCACAACUGCCCCUGCUGCCCCCGCCCCAAAGGAGAAGGCGAAAGCAGCUAAGGACGAGACGGCGGAUACUACGGCCGCAGAUGCUAAAAAGCCCAAGCGCAAGCGCCCGAAGAAGCGCUCCAAACAGAAAAACUUGCGCAAGGACAAUCGCCCCGCGCACUUGGUUCGUGCUGUGGCCCUGCUUCUGCCAAUCGACUUUCACAUGCUGGAAGAGACGAAAACUGCUUGCGCUUGGAUCAAAGGCUCUCACUGA
Monosiga brevicollis MX1 is the source of this 831-nucleotide messenger RNA. RefSeq lists its product as uncharacterized. The coding region runs from base 1 to 831 and encodes 276 amino acids. Lineage: Eukaryota; Choanoflagellata; Craspedida; Salpingoecidae. The record is from RefSeq and is a predicted model, not a curated record. The transcript is spliced from 4 exons.